AUGGCACCACCAACCCUCCUCGUCCUCAUCUCCGGCUCCGGCAGCAACCUGCAAGCCCUCAUCGACGCAACCAAAUCCACACCGCCCCUCCUCUCGGCCACCAUUACCCACGUCAUCUCCAACAAAAAAGCCGCCUACGGCCUCACGCGCGCCGCAAACGCCGGGAUCCCAACCACAUACCACAACCUCGUCCCUUACAAGAAGAAGCACCCGACCACGGAGGCCGCGCGCGAAGCCUAUGACCGCGAUCUGGCCGCCCACAUACUGAAGCACAAGCCGGACAUGGUGGUGUGUGCGGGGUGGAUGCACAUCCUGUCGCCGACAUGCCUGGGCCCGCUGCAGGGGGCGGGUGUCGACAUUAUUAAUUUGCACCCGGCGCUGCCGGGGUGCUUUGAUGGUGCCGGGGCAAUUGAGAGAGCUUUAGAGGCGUGGGAGAGGGGCGAGAUCGAUAAGACUGGUGUCAUGAUACAUCAUGUUAUCACUGCGGUGGAUAGGGGGACGCCGAUCGUGGUGAGGGAGGUGCCGUUUGUGGAGGGGGAUACGCUAGAGAGGGUGGAGGAGAGGAUACAUGCUGUUGAGCAUGUAGAGAUUGUCAAGGCUACGAGGAUAGCGUUGGAUCAGAGGAGGGAGAGGUUGGAGAAGAGCUAG
This is a messenger RNA of Morchella importuna, 648 nucleotides long. RefSeq lists its product as uncharacterized. The transcript has a single exon. Bases 1 to 648 code for a protein of 215 amino acids. Gene Ontology annotation, biological process: 'de novo' IMP biosynthetic process. The record is from RefSeq and is a predicted model, not a curated record. Gene Ontology annotation, molecular function: phosphoribosylglycinamide formyltransferase activity. NCBI's taxonomy places the organism in Eukaryota, Fungi, Ascomycota, Pezizomycetes, Pezizales, Morchellaceae. Gene Ontology annotation, cellular component: cytoplasm.